AUGACUGAGAAUCGUGAUAGACGUAUGCUUUCUCAUAGUGCCUUGGCUGUCCCACCCUGGCAUUGUCCCAAAUCCGAUGAGAUUUUGCGAGAUUUGCCGAAGAGUAAACACGUCCUUGAAGAAGAAGAAAAUAUUACCGCACCACCCAAAUUUGGGGGAGGGGAUUUGUCUUUCCUUCUUGUGGGUACGAGAAUUAAACCCUGGCAAAACAAUGCCUCUUUUUGCUUACAGAUCUCAGAUUCCAGGUCAGCUACUGGCCUCUUUACAAAAACAGUGGGUCAGUUGGGGAACCAAAUCAAAGAGAGCGGAGAUGCGCACGAAUAUGAUUCGGGAAAUGCAACUUCUUCCCCUCCGUCCGUUCAGACCAGCACAUCCAGGUCAAAAGACAGCCAAGAAAACAAGGGUGAAGCCCCCGAUGGCUUCGGCCAGGCCUUCUCUCCCGGGAAAACCGGCAGCGUCAGCAGUCCCGAUUCGGGGAAUUCACUGCACAGCUACAGCUCCCAAGCCAAAGGGACGGUUUUGGAAGAACCGAGUCCAUCUCCCCGGGAUCUGUGCAAAGAUCAAAAUGGAGAGCCUUGGCCAUCUCUUGAGCCUCUUGAAAAGAAGAAGGACGACAUUGUCUCGCCCCCAUUUUCCAGUUCUCCACUUCAGCCAUGUCUUCGAAAUGUAUCUCCUUCUAGCAGGUCAUCUCUGGACUCUAGCCACUCUGGACCCUUUCAUCACAAGGUGAGACGCAGAUCUUCACCAAGCCCAUCUUGUUGUUCAUCAAAAUCAAGAUUCUCUUCCCGUUCUCCUAGUUACUCUCCUAUGUCCUGCAAGAGAGCGACUGGAAGCAGGAAUUCGAGAUCCCGACGCAGCCCCAGCUACUCCCAAUACAGGGCUGGCAG
Molecule: messenger RNA, 887 nt
Organism: Thamnophis sirtalis
Lineage: Eukaryota; Metazoa; Chordata; Lepidosauria; Squamata; Natricidae
Source: RefSeq, a predicted model, not a curated record